GCCAAGUGAUCUCGUUUCCAUCUCAUUCAUUGUCUACCACCGUGCACGACCCUUGAGCCCUAGAUAUGGCUCUUCCCAAGCGGAUCAUCAAGGAAACUGAGCGUCUCGUCGCAGACCCCGCGCCUGGAAUCACUGCUGCACCGCACGAGGACAACCUGCGUUACUUUGACGUAACGAUUCAAGGGCCUGAUGGCAGUCCCUUCCAACAGGGUGUGUUUCACCUGGAAUUAUUCCUGCCAGAGGAAUAUCCCAUGAGUCCCCCAAAGGUGCGAUUUCUCACAAAGAUAUACCACCCAAACAUCGAUAAACUGGGUAGAAUCUGUUUAGAUAUUUUGAAAGACAAGUGGUCCCCUGCAUUGCAAAUUCGGACAGUCUUGUUGUCGAUACAAGCUUUGCUGAGUGCGCCCAAUCCCGAUGACCCACUGGCUACCGAUGUCGCCAAGCACUACAAGGAGGAUGAGAAGGACGCACAAAGAGUGAGCAGGGAAUGGACGGAGAAGUAUGCAUCCAAGUGAUAAUAAGGUGGAAUAUCUGGAAAUUAUUGAGAGUCUGGAGGGAGGAGAGUUGUAAGCUGAGUAUAGCAAAGCAUGAACCCUGGCAGUUAAUUUGUACAUGAAGUGAGGACUUCAACCUUUGGCUUCUAAUUCUGAUUCGGCGUGGAUGCGGGGUUUGUGCACUAGAUCAAAUUAGACGUGGCCUCUAGGAAAGGGGACUUGAUGUGGUCAUCCCAUUCAUUCAUAUUUUCGUAAGUCGCUCGUAAGGGCAGCACAAUUUGUAUUUGUCCAACGAAUAGUUUGGGCCGAAAUUGUUGGUCUAGAUCGCGAAGUCUCGGCUAAGUCUAGAGCCUGUGAAUUCGGCACGAUUG
This is a messenger RNA of Suillus plorans, 865 nucleotides long. Its product is annotated as ubiquitin-conjugating enzyme/RWD-like protein. Lineage: Eukaryota; Fungi; Basidiomycota; Agaricomycetes; Boletales; Suillaceae. Bases 66 to 515 code for a protein of 149 amino acids. Gene Ontology annotation, molecular function: ubiquitin conjugating enzyme activity. The transcript has 6 exons. Gene Ontology annotation, biological process: DNA damage tolerance; protein K63-linked ubiquitination. The record is from RefSeq and is a predicted model, not a curated record. Gene Ontology annotation, cellular component: nucleus.